Molecule: messenger RNA, 447 nt
Organism: Lactuca saligna
Lineage: Eukaryota; Viridiplantae; Streptophyta; Magnoliopsida; Asterales; Asteraceae
Source: the annotation of a GenBank genome assembly
AUGAUUAAUCUGCUUCACGAAGUUUGGUUUGGAUAUGACAAAUUGUUUCCAUCCCUUCCUAGAGUUCCAAAAAUUGCUCCUUUACAACACUCUCGGAGGGCUCCAUCAAAAACUAAGAGACCUGUUUCACAAGUUAAUUCCUAUGCUAGUGUAUUUAAAGGUUCGCCCACUAUGAACUGUGAUAAAGCUCAUGCUGAUGAGAUUCUAGAUCUUCCAUAUGGGGAUUUUAUUGUAGAGAAGAGGAAACAUGCAUGUUUUGUCAAAGUUAGCGAUUACUCCACUCUGCCUAAUAUUCAUAUGCUUUGCUAUGAUAAAGGAUUCUAUGAUUUUGAUAUCCGUUAUGUUCGUGGGUAUUGGGUCAUGCUAGAAUUUAAAGGAAGAGAGGUGUGUACAAACUUUAUGAUUAGUGAUUCUGUGAGUCAUUGGCUUGCGGAAAAACGAGAAUAA